Striga asiatica is the source of this 351-nucleotide messenger RNA. The record is from the annotation of a GenBank genome assembly. NCBI's taxonomy places the organism in Eukaryota, Viridiplantae, Streptophyta, Magnoliopsida, Lamiales, Orobanchaceae.
AUGGCGACGUGGGCUUCAAAGCAGACAGUAGCGGGGCAGGCGCCGAUGGGUUCACCGGGUUCGGGUCGGACGACGGUUGACGGGGCUUCGGUCAAGGGCACCGGCGAGGUUGACGGGGCCGGUGAUGGCGAAGCGGGCUACCUGGAACGGGACGGCGACGUUCCUAUCGCCGUUGGUAGUGCAACCGGUCUGGAUGAGGACAGCGGCGGUGCGGGGGUAAUUCAGCGGCGCCUGGUGCCGGGUUCGCCAAUCUGGAAGCAGACGGUGGCGACGGAUUCUCCAAUUCCGGCGCAAGAUAUGUCGAAAGAACCAAGUUUCAAACCUAUUCUGCACAGUGAGUAUGGGGUCUGA